Molecule: messenger RNA, 717 nt
Organism: Zophobas morio
Lineage: Eukaryota; Metazoa; Arthropoda; Insecta; Coleoptera; Tenebrionidae
Product: myb/SANT-like DNA-binding domain-containing protein 3
Exons: 2
Coding region: 1-717 (238 amino acids)
Source: RefSeq, a predicted model, not a curated record
AUGAGUGGAACGAAGAGUGCGCACAUUUCAAGUGAACAAAAAACACAUUUAAUUUCGUUCAUGCAAGAAAAUAAAGAAUUAGUCGAGGGGAAGUUCACAAAGAAUUUUACGUUUAAAACAGCGCAAAACCUGUGGAACAGGGCUGCCGAAGAACUAAAUUCCAUUCCGGGGGCCCGAAAAGACUGGAAACAAUGGAGAAAGACUUGGCAGGACUUGAAGGCUAAAACGAAGUCGAAAAAGGCUGACAUAAUUAAACAAUCGAAGAAAACCGGUGGUGGUCCACCUCCGGAAGAUCUAGAUUUAGGGGAAGAGAAAAUAAUACAAAUAAUUGGAAAUACCGUUAUAGAAGGUCAAGACGUCCCCGAGUCCACGAUUAGGUUUAAUUGGGAUGGAGAUAGUUCUUCUCAACUGCCAGCAGAAUUGUUAGAGCCGACAGAAGAACAAGUGGAAGAGAAAAAAAAAGAGAGAAUUUUACCCGAAGAAAAACCCCAAUUUUCUAGAAAGCGGAAAGCCCGUCCCGCAGAACGAUUAGACAAGAGUCUAAAAGCAUCAGAGCAGUUGGUCAAACUGACCACGGAAAAAAACAAAAUGAAAGAAAAAUAUUAUGAAAAAAAAAUUCUUUUAUUGGAGCGGCAAGUAAAGGCCAAAGAAGAAAUCGCAGAAUCGCUGAAAAUAAUCGCCAAUAGGUUAAGGAGAAAUAAUGGUAGUCUAUUAUAA